Onychostoma macrolepis is the source of this 5414-nucleotide messenger RNA. It is a transcript of the gene asph, whose product is annotated as aspartate beta-hydroxylase. Gene Ontology annotation, biological process: peptidyl-aspartic acid hydroxylation. Bases 1828 to 3273 code for a protein of 481 amino acids. Gene Ontology annotation, molecular function: peptidyl-aspartic acid 3-dioxygenase activity. Lineage: Eukaryota; Metazoa; Chordata; Actinopteri; Cypriniformes; Cyprinidae. The record is from RefSeq and is a predicted model, not a curated record. The transcript has 10 exons. Gene Ontology annotation, cellular component: endoplasmic reticulum; membrane.
GGAACUUUUCAGCUGCACAGAAUUACUUGCUGAGUGCCACAGAAAUGGUAAUGAAAUGACAGUCUGUCAUGACGUGCUUGCAUUUUGUUUUUGUUUCUUUCUCAAGCAUUUCCCCAUUGAUUCCACUGUUCUGUUCAAAUAACCUUGCAUGUUUGUUUUUCCAAGGGCAUUUAAUCCAAUGCAAUUCUCUGACAUGUGCGGUUGUGUAGAAAAUAUUUAAUUUGAUUUUGGUAAAUGCAGUGUGCACAUUUACCACAAUAUUAAAUGUACUGUUUUAUGCAUAGAGUGAAGAAUGCAUUUGUGUGUGUUUAACAAGCAACACCAUUCUGUCCAGAUUUUCUUAUGAAUGCCAAUAAUGUGUAACACAUUCGAACUCCUGUUGUGACAUCAGGCAACUCACUGGACUUUUAAACCAGUGUAUGAUCUAUUGUUCCAAAGCAGUGUCAGUUUGCUGGUCAUUCAAGAUUCCAGUCGGGGGUGUCUAUGCUGAUAAGAUCACAUAAGGGGUUAAUGUCCAGGGUUUGUUCGUCUGACCAGACAGGAACUGCUUGCUUUACUCAGUGGGGUGUGUAGGUACGACUGAAGAAGAGAGGGUAAUUCAAGGCACAAAUUCCACUACAAUGUUAUGCAAGCCAGACGAUGAACAUUGUGUACCACAAAGGCAUAGUUGAAGCAACAACAAAAGCAGUGCAUGAGUUACAAAAAAAGUUUGAAGCACUGUUUUUCAUAGCAGGUAUAAAUGGGGGAGGGGAAGACGUUGAUUAGGUCACAAUGGCAGCCAUUUGACUAUGUGUAGAUUUAGAGACAAGUUAAGUGUGUGUCUAGAGGGGUGUGUCUUGUCUCCAAACUUUGCAUGCAGCUUUGACUGACCUAGCUAAAAGAUUCAAAUCCACAACAAUGCAGUAAAGAUAAAAAGUCAAAGAUUUGGGACCUUGGUUUGCAUUAUAUGUAUGUAUAUGUAAGAAAUUAUUAUUUCUUAUUUUUUUUUAGCAAAUAUGCUGAUCAAAGUAUUAAGCAACAUAACUGUUUUCAGAAUUGAAAAUAUAGGAAAUGUUUCCUGAGCACCAAAUCGGCAUAUUUAGCUGAGUAAAAAAAAUAUAUUUUAAAAUAGAAACCAGUUACUUUAAACUGUAAUGAUAUUUCACAUAUAAUUGUUUUGACUCUAUUUUGAUCAAAUAAAUGCAGCCCUAGUGAGCACAAGAGAUAUGAAAGAUCUUUAGAGUAAGUGAUAUUCUUGAUGAGGAUUGAGGGUUACGUAAGUACAUCAUGGUCGUUUUACUUUGCUGAUAAUGUUAGUUCUGAUUUAGCUAUAUGGCUAGUUUGCAGAAGCCGCCACUAACAUGUUUAUUAUUUCACCAAGAAACUUGGGAGACCGGUCCUUGUAUGGAAAAAUAAAUGGCUCUGGCAGGAGAUUCACUUGCCAGGAUUUAAACGCUCCUCUGUCUGGAGGCUGGAAAACGCCUUCCAAAGUUUGAUUUGCAUGUCAUUAAAACGUAUGUGUGUGGCGAAGCAGUGUAUCCUCCAUUGUGUGCUACUCUUUUGUUAAGUAUAGUAAUUUGGACAACCAAUCAGACUUUUCAGCUUUCAUAUGUGACUAAGAACAGCAGGAUGGAGUGGGAUUUGCCUCUACCCUUUCGUAUGAGUGCUUGAGAUUUUCUGGCUUUCAAACGGACAGUUCUAAAAAUAAUCCAUUUGCUGGUCGUGUUCCAUAUUAAGUUCCGGCUCAAUUCACAAGGAACAAAAAGGCAGGAGACCUGCUGUUGUACAGGGUUUUGGGGUAGGAUUGGGGUGAAAGACGCUUUCUUCUUCCCCACGUUGCUUGGAGGAAUGGGGGAGCCGAAUGCAGAGGUCAAGGUGGUGAACGAAGAAGCUGAGGCCAAGCCACAGCAGGCACAUAAAAAUGGAAAGAAGGCAGAGGUUGGAGGAGGAACCUCGUUUUUCACCUGGUUCAUGGUUUUGGCUCUCUUGGGCGUCUGGACGUCUGUAGCUGUGGUGUAUUUUGACCUUGUUGACUAUCAAGGUGUAAUUGCCAAAGCAAAGGACUUGCGCUAUAAUCUUUCAGAGGUAUUACAAGGUAAACUUGUGUCCUAUGAUGCUGAUGGUGAUGGAGACUUUGAUGUGGAAGAUGCUAAAGUACUACUAGGGCUGAAAGAUAAAUCCACCAUUGAGACCAGUGAAUCAUUUGAGGGAACCCCUACUGAACCCGUGGAAGAAGCUCCUGAAUCUAUCGUGGAGGAAGAAAUCCAGGCUACUAAAGUUGAAGAAGCAGCUCAGCCACCACCGGAACCAGAGACUGUGGAAGAGGAGGCAUUUCCUCUGGAAGUAGACGAAGAGCCCACUGCUGUAGAAGAUGAAGUAGCUGAGGAGGAACCAGAGGUUGAAGAGGAGCAAGAAGUUCCUGAGGAAGAACCAGAAGUUGUGGAGGAAGAGCCUGAGGUUACAGAGACUGUUCCAGUUGAGGAAGAGGCUUUUGAGGAGGCAGUGGAAGAGCCUGCAAAAGAGGAAGAGGUCAUACCAGUUGAAGAACCGGUUGAGGAAGCUGCUCAAGUGGAAGAAGCAGUAGAGGAGGCUGCACCAGUAGAAGAAGCGGUUGAGGAAGUGUUGGAGGAAGAGGCUGCAUCAGUAGAAGAAUAUGCACCACUGGAAGAGGCAGUAGAAGUAGUUGAAGAGGUUGCACAGGUGGAAGAAGCAGUGGAGGUAGUGUUGGAGGAAGAGGCAGCAUCAGUGGAAGAGACAAUAGAAGAGGAUCCACCAGUGGAAGAAAUGGUAGAGGAAGCUGCGCCAGUAGAAGAAGCAGUUGAGGAGCUUGAACCAGUAGAAGAAGCUGUGGAAGAGGUUGUACCAGUAGAAGAAGCAGUCGAGGAGCUUGUACCAGUAGAAGAAGCAGUCGAGGAGCUUGUACCAGUAGAAGAAGCAGUCGAGGAACUUGUACCAGUAGAAGAAGUAGUAGAGGAACCUGAAACAACAGAACCAGUGGAAGAAGUAGAAGCAUCCGAAGAGACAGUUGAGGAAUCAGUCUCUGUAGAAGAAACUGUAACAGAAGAGGAAGUUAUAGAGGAAACAGAUGAGCCAUAUCAGGAAGAUGAGGAAGUACAAGACUCCACAUUGGAGGAAACAGAGCUUGAAGCAGAGAAUAUGGAAUAUGAUGAAGAAGAAGAAGAAGAAGAAGAAGGAGAGGAUGCAGCUGCUGAGGAAGAGCAGCCUGAGGAGGACAUAACAGAGGAAAUUAACCAAACAGAAGAACAAAUUGAAGUAGAGCCCACAGAAACAUAAAACAUUAGGCGGUAUGUAAGAUGCGGAGAGGACCAGCACCACAUGGCAGUCCACUGGAAGUGUGCAGCUGCCAGUUCCCACCAUGGACUUAAAAAAAAAAAAAAGAGAACGCUACUAUUUCCCUUUCAUUUUUUUUUUUUUUUUUGACAUUCAAGUCUGUUUGUUAAUUGAUAAUGCAAGUCUCUUUGUGUACAAGUACACAAUUAUUUAAAUGUUUUGUCAACUUUUGUUUGGUGGUUUGACCCUUUUUCCCCUUUUGAAUCCCUUUUAUGUAAUUACAGACAAAGCUUUUUCCCUAUCCUCUAACAUAGAUGUGAAGUAGCUUUUUUUUGAAUGAUCAUGGACGAUAGCUUGGUUGUAGUUUCCUAUCCUGUGUACAAACACCUUCAUGUUGCUUUGUAGCUCAGAGAUCUUCACAUUCUACUCGGCACUGAAUUCAUCAGUGUUUCUCUCUUCAUCAAAUCUGACGUUUUGCUUUAAUGUGAAGGUACUAUGCAAAGCUGCACUGAUCUUUCGCUAUUUUUACCCGUAGGUUUUGUACUACCAAUAUGUAUUGAGUCUACAUUUCCAAUAUUGCAUAUCAAGGACAAGUUUAUGCUGGCAGGUUAACCAAGAUAAUUGCUAUGUGAACUGUGUAUGGAGUGAAUGGGCGUGCAUGUGCAUGUAUGUGUUUGUCUAUUUGGAAAUUUGUGUUUAACGAUGCGAAACAAUCAUUUGAGCCAUUUUUCUCACUAGUAUGUUUUCAUGGUGUUUUCUGAUGUGUUUUCCAGCGUACAGUCAACAUUUUAGUACCUCUGUUGAUAUUUUCCUCAAUACUGUAGCUGAUAUGCUAAGAGAACUUGUUUUUGCAUUUCACAUUUUUAAACUCUGUUGCAUAGCAUUGCCCCCAUCCUAUUUUUUUUAUUUAUUUACACUUUUGCCUCCUGUUUCAUAGGCUCAUGAUUUGACAAGCUCUGUUUCAGGUAGACACUCCAGCUGCUGUGCAGUAUGCGUAUGACAAACAGUGUUGUUUAAUUGGGUGUCCACUGGUGAAGGAUGCCCACAUCAAUAUGGAGCAACCUAUUUUACACAAUGUUUUGUUUUAUAGCAGGGUGAAGAUCUGACCUAGUGCUUUUUGUGGGACGUCAUAAAUCAGUAUAUCCUUAUUAAUUUGUCAAAUGUCAUGCACUGCCUUUGUAUUGACACAGUGCAUUUAUUCUGGCCCUUUCAAUUGUUGCAGGCACAUCUGUAAGAAUACAAUACAAUUUUGUUCUUGUACAUUCAAAAAAACAAACAAAAAAGAUGACUGGUUAUUUUGUAACUUCAAUAUCAUAGCAAGUCAAAAGUUGUUUGUAUUUACUAUUAAUAUUGUCAUGUGUUGUUUUUUUUACAACACAAUGUAGCUUUCACUCUUGAUGCAAAGUAGUUUAAGAAUUGUAAAACUUGCUUGAUCUUUUGAAGGAAACCCAAUCCUGGCUCCUGAAUUGUUUGACUGUGGAAUUUUUUUUUUUUAUUGUAAUGUUGUUACACUGUGGUUUUACGGGGCCUGCCAGAAUAGAUGUUGUUUUUGUGAUAGACUUUAGGAAAUGCUGCAGAUCUCUUCAAAACAAUGGUUUCAUAACAUAUACAGGUGGCUGAAAUAUAGUUUUUAGGGUUUGUUUUUCUUUUUCUACAACACUAGAGGGUGUUUUGGACCCUUAACACUUUUGAAGUCAAUGUGAAUUUUUAAAGUGGUAUUCAUUUUACAAAGUAACAACUUUUUUUUUUUUUUUGGGGGAUUUUUAAGGAUUUCUUUUAUUUAGAUUUGACAUUUUAUAGUCAAAUUGAAUGAAUUUUAUGAAAGUGUUAACUUUUCAAAGCCAUAUGUGAAAGGUUGGAUAUAGCAGCCUUAGUACAGGUUGUGCUUCAAAGGACAGACAUUUCACAACCAGCAAUAACACCAUUUGUGAAGGGAGCAUUUCUUUUUGAAAUCCAGAUAUAAAAAGAGGUUUACUCGAGGCUUUCUAUCCAGAGGUUUACAUGAAAUCCUGCUGUAUAGGCUAACUCAUUUUAAGUUAUUGAGGCAAUGCAAUUUUAGGGAGUUUUGGGUGACGUUUCACAGAUAUGUAAACAACUGUAAAUGUUUUGUUUGAGUGCUGCAAUAAAGGUUGGGUACAACAAGA